UCUUAAUUUCCCUUUUUAUUUUUCUUUUCAAUCUAUAAUUGUUGAUUCUGUUUUCCAGUGAUUUAUCAAUUGGGGUUUAAUUGGUUGUUCUAGACUUGGAUCUUAAAUUUCAUCGGUUUGUUUUACUAAUUUUGGGGCAGUAUGCGGCCUUUUGGUAUUUGAUUGGUUUUUUAAAUUUUGUCUUUCAUCAAGGAAAGAGUAUGCAUUAGGUUUAAUUUGGGAUUGGCAUUUUUUCUUUUCAAUUGUUAUAUGCUACAAGGGAGCAAGUUUAUGGGAGUGAUUUGUUGGCAACAAGGGAAAGAUUAUGGAUGAUCAUAAUUUAGGCUUCUUGGUGAUGCCAUUGUAUAAAUAAGUUUAUACUGUACCCAACUUUCUCCAUUUAAUUUGAGUUACUUGUAACAAUAACAAGCACAGAGCAAAAGGGGGAAAAACCAUCAUCUUGAUACUUAUGAAUACUUUGAUGAGGAAGAGUUUAGGUGGCUGUUAUUAAUCUGUUUAUUCUUGUGCUAAACUGCUUUGUGAUGAGUAGGGUUGUUUCUCGUUUAACCCACGGCACUGACCUGCUCGGUUGCCUAGGGAGUAAUCUAAGAUAUGUAUUGCACAUUACCAUAGUCAACUUUAUUUGUCUGUCAAUGAUUGGUGUAUCUUCAAUUGGAUUUUGGUAUUCAAUAGGGAAAUGGUGCUGAUGAAAUUUCUCUUUGCAACAAGUGAAAACAUUAUCAUAAAGGAACAAGAAAAAGGAAUUGGUUUUGAAGUUUCUGCAGUUGAUGAAAAUUCAUUGAGGACUGAAAAUUUGGAAUUGCGUAGACAAAUAUAUAUUUAUUUACUUGGCCCACGACCAAAGAAUAUCUGUUAAAUGAAAGGAUGUCUUCUCCAAGCAAGAGAAGAGAUAUGGAUGUUAUGAAAUUGAUGAUGAGUGACUACACUGUGGAGCCAAUCAAUGAUGGGAUUAAUGAAUUCAAUGUGGAAUUCCAUGGGCCAAAAGAAAGCCUUUAUGAAGGCGGUGUUUGGAAAAUCCAUGUGGAGCUACCAGAUGCUUACCCAUACAAAUCUCCUUCCAUUGGGUUUCUGAAUAAAAUAUACCACCCUAAUGUUGAUGAGAUGUCUGGUUCUGUAUGCUUGGAUGUCAUCAACCAAUCAUGGAGUCCAAUGUUUGAUCUUUUAAAUGUGUUUGAGGUUUUCCUUCCACAGCUGCUGCUUUAUCCAAACCCUUCAGACCCACUUAACGGUGAUGCAGCAUCCCUAAUGAUGAAAGAUAAGAAACAGUAUGAAGAGAAAGUGAAAGAGUACUGUGAACGUUAUGCAAAAAAGGAAAAUAUCACCAAUGCUCUCUCAGAAGAUAGCAACGAAGACAUCAGCGAAGAGGAUGUUAGUGAUGCAGAAAGAAUAUCAAGUGAUGACAAUGUUGCGGGUGAUGCAGAUCCCUGAUGAUGGCCCUUCACAUUUAAUUUAGGCAGUCUCCUUUACAUUUUCUUGUCCAUUUCAUUACCUUUUAGUUACUAGUUGGUCAUUUAUUCAAUUGCUUGUAAAUUGGUGAAGGUGUAGUUAGAGACCAAAUAAUGAUAAUUCCAUGUAUAACAAAAUGCACUUUAACAGCGACAUCAAAUGUAGUGAAAAUUUGAAACAAGGAAAUCAAUAAAUACAACGGGCACUUUUAUAUCUA
Molecule: messenger RNA, 1663 nt
Organism: Hevea brasiliensis (rubber tree)
Lineage: Eukaryota; Viridiplantae; Streptophyta; Magnoliopsida; Malpighiales; Euphorbiaceae
Product: ubiquitin-conjugating enzyme E2-23 kDa
Exons: 7
Coding region: 865-1428 (187 amino acids)
Biological process (GO): protein polyubiquitination; ubiquitin-dependent protein catabolic process
Cellular component (GO): nucleus
Molecular function (GO): ubiquitin conjugating enzyme activity
Source: RefSeq, a predicted model, not a curated record